CACAGGAUGAGGUUCUCAAUACAACCGUUUUUCAACUCCGCAUUCCACUCUAUGGUCACGAAGCGAGUAUACACCCCCAAGUCCAAGCUUGCAGGUUUAUGACCUUAGAGAUGGCAGUUUUUCCAAAUAAGGUUUCCCUUUCACUCGAGUGGAUGAUACCGUUUUCAAAGUAUGCUGAAUAAUGGAUAUUUUGCUGAAAGAUUAUAUCUCGCGUUCGCGUUCUCAGAAAGCGUUUCACGACAAGUCUGGAAGCACGCAGAGAAAGCUACUUGCUAAUUCCCGGCAUAACAAAUUUUGUCAGAGUAGAAAAGAGAGGAUGCAAGAAACCGCUAGAUUUGUGUAUACAGGACGGCUGCCUGCUGUACACAAUGGUUGUGUUCAACGACAAUGUCAACUUCGAGCAUACAACCAUCCAUCAUCACCAGGCCCAUCGACGGAAAUUUAUGGUCGUCGGAAGGGAUUACAGGGCCUGCCUGUAUGCUCUGGUGUUGUCUUCAGUGGUGCGGUGUUCCACGAGGGCCCCGAGCGGAUGUCAUUAUCUUUAUCAGCACAUGCGGAUUCCAACGCAACGACGACUUACUCAAACCUGCCGUGCCGGUGCAAUUUCUUUGAUGCAGCUUGCUCGAAGUCUGGCAAAGACACAAGAGCUACGAUAGUGACGCAGGAAGACUCGGUCGCCAUGAAGAGUUUCUUCACGACCUGGUUUCGACCAUGGUUUCAGCUUCGGGACCCUGACAGCUGCUGACAAUACACUCUUCGGUUCGGAGCAACCAUUAGGUUUGGGCGUUACAAGUUCGCUAUUAAGUUAACACGUUAGCGGCGGCGGCUUCAACGUCUUUGAAACGUCACUUUCGUGGCUGGUUGCGAAGAGAGUUUUGCAAAGCAAGCAUGGCAACCAGGGCGAUAGGACUAAGAGCUGCCAAA
This is a messenger RNA of Pseudomassariella vexata, 924 nucleotides long. RefSeq lists its product as uncharacterized. Bases 182 to 745 code for a protein of 187 amino acids. The record is from RefSeq and is a predicted model, not a curated record. The transcript has a single exon. Lineage: Eukaryota; Fungi; Ascomycota; Sordariomycetes; Amphisphaeriales; Pseudomassariaceae.